AUGCAAUCCUCAACUGCCACCUUCGCCUUUCUUGGCCUUGCUCUUACUGCCUCGGCAGCCAAUGAGAAGCUUUGCUUUCCUGCUCCUGGACAGAAGAACAACGUUCCUCAAUCCAUCACUGGUCUUGAUGCCCAAGUGAAGAUUGACUGGGCCACUAAGCUCUGCUCCCAGAUCAAUUUCUCCUCUGUUGACGCCCAGUCUGUUACGACAGAUAUCGCUGACGGUGUCGAUGCCACUGAGAACGGAAAGACGUAUGGUCUUAACCUGGUUACUGUUGCCGUUCUGGAUGAACAAGCCUGCGUUUCUAACGCCGCGGCUGUCCUUGUCGCUGAUGUCUGCCCCAGUGGUGGAGCUUUCGUUGACUUGGAUAGCGCCCAGGAGGAGUGGUUCACCAUUGUCGCUCUCGAUUGA
Molecule: messenger RNA, 411 nt
Organism: Trichoderma virens Gv29-8
Lineage: Eukaryota; Fungi; Ascomycota; Sordariomycetes; Hypocreales; Hypocreaceae
Exons: 3
Coding region: 1-411 (136 amino acids)
Source: RefSeq, a predicted model, not a curated record